This is a messenger RNA of Priapulus caudatus, 4264 nucleotides long. Its product is annotated as breakpoint cluster region protein-like. Gene Ontology annotation, biological process: positive regulation of GTPase activity; intracellular signal transduction. Gene Ontology annotation, cellular component: membrane. NCBI's taxonomy places the organism in Eukaryota, Metazoa, Priapulida, Priapulimorpha, Priapulimorphida, Priapulidae. The transcript is spliced from 17 exons. The coding region runs from base 1 to 2271 and encodes 756 amino acids. Gene Ontology annotation, molecular function: GTPase activator activity; guanyl-nucleotide exchange factor activity. The record is from RefSeq and is a predicted model, not a curated record.
AUGCCGUGUCUCGACAAAAGUGGCGACCGGGCUCUGGUGCUGGCGAUGAUUGAGCCGUGGAGUCACGGCCAGCCAGGGCAAGCGCACUUGUGCUCGUGCCAGGCGUGUGAGAGCACACCGAGCGCGCGCACACCACAGCUGACAGGAUACACCCGGCGGGCCUUAACAGGUCACACACAAUUCGAUUACUGGGGUCGGGCAGGCGGAGAUGAACAGAGGUUAGAGAAGGAGAAGUCUCAUUCGCAGGGAUUCCCUGAGGUAGGAGGCUGGGCAGUGCCACAGGGCAGCGUGGAGCUAUGCAAGAAUGAUAAGGCGAAAAAAGACGGACAGCUUAUGGGACGACCAAAUUGGUUAUCGUUCGUGUUUCAGGGAAUAAAGUUGAAGUCGAUCAAGGAGACGCUAUCACUAGAAGAGCUUCUGCACCGACCCGUGGCCCGAGUUCAGAAGAAUGCGCUCGUGUUACACGAUCUGUUGAAGUACACAACAGACGACCAUCCCGACAAGCAGACGCUCAAUGUUGCACUCAAGAUGACGCAGUGCUUUCUGAAGGACUUCAACGAAACCACGCAGAGGAAUGGAAAAGUGCCGAGCAGCCCGGGCCGACCGCGGCUCCACCUGGUGAAGGAUAGCUUCAUCAUCGAGCUUUCGGAGAAUCAUCGAAAGCUGAGGCACGUGUUCCUGUUUGAGAACGCCCUCGUGUGUGCAAAACAGAAACUAACCGGCAGGCACACGUUCGCGUACGAGUGUAAAUGGUACAUCCCACUCUCUGAGCUACUCAUCGUCGAAGACAUCGAGAUGAAAGAUGGUAGAGAGCAGGCGGAGAGCCAGCGGGCCGAGCUGGAGGUGCUGAGGGGGAGGGUGUCACAGCUCAGGGAGCAGCUACGUCGUGAGGAGAAGCUCUGCAAACAACAGAAGUCGGGGUCGCGGGGCGGUCGCGUGAGCCGCACAGUACUGAAGCUGCGUAAGAAGCUAGCGGAGCAGGAGACUGCACUCGUGCUGGCGCUGCCCAACCUCGUGCUGCGCGUCUGCCACCGUCACGGCAAGACCUACACGUUCCUCGUGUCGUCCGACUACGAGCGUCUGCACUGGCGCGACGUCGUCAGCAAGCAGCAGAUAAAGGAGGCGCGCAGCGGUGGCGCCGCCACGCCCGUCAACAUAUACGACCUGCAGGAGACACUCGGCUCAAUCAAGACGAAGAAUGUGUCUCAGUUUGGUGCGGUGCUCAUCAAUGCAACAGAGCAAGAGAAAGAGGAAACCAUGACAGGAGACCUCUGUGUUACCAUACAUUCCAUACAGGGCCUCCAGCAACGUUGUGAUACGUUCUGUUGUCUAGAGAUGGACUCUUACGGUCAUUUCUUCCUCAAAGCACGAACUAAUAUCUGCCUGAACACUAAUGAACCACACUGGGAUCAGGAGUUUGUACUGGAGAUGGAGGGAUCGCAGACACUCCGCAUACUCGUCUACGAAGUGCACCCCAGCUCACCAGAGGUUCUGCUAGGCAAGGGCACGCUAGAGCUGAGCGAGUCGUGGCUCAAGGACAGGGAGUCGCAGCGUCAGACAAUCAUCAUAGAGAGCAUGCUCGUCACACUCUCGUUCAAAUUCAUCUCAGCGAAGAACACGCUACGGCGUCUGCCGUCGCGCUGGGAUGUCGGCGUGUUCGGCGUCAACAUCCGAACACUCUGCAAGAAGGAACGCAGCAAGGUGCCAUUCAUUGUGACAGCGUGUGUAACAGAGGUGGAAAGACGAGGCAUCAGAGAGAUGGGAAUAUACAGAGUUUCUGGAGCCUUGUCAGAAGUACAGAAGUUGAAGAGCGCAUUUGAGACUAGUCAGCUGGAAGCUGCACGCAUCGUCUGUGAGUCGGACAUCCACGCCGUAGCUAGUGUGUUGAAGCUUUACCUCAGGGAGCUUCCAGAGCCCCUCUUUACUGACAAGCUGUAUCCCGACCUGCGCGAUAGCUUCACUCUGUCCGACCCGGAAGCACGGCGCGACUGCAUGCUGCAGCUGCUCAACCAACUGCCAGAGAUUAACUACCGCACAGUUCUCUACUUGAUCGACCACAUGAUCAGGUUAAACAAGUUUGACCUUGAGAACAAAAUGUCGCUUCACAACCUGGCAACGGUUUUCGGCCCAACCCUGCUGCGGCCGGCCGCCCACCAGGGGGCAGUGGAGGACGCCUUUGCCGUCGGCACGAUGGACGUGAUGUCACAGAUGCACAUACUGCUGUACUACCUGCAGAUGCUAGCAAACGGCUACGGCCUCAAGACGGACUGAGCUGUGCGGUGUGGGGGGUCUCUUGUAUAAAACAUGGCCGGUGCUACACGGCUCUAGCGGAUGGUAUAGAAUUGUAAACGUAGGACUGAGAGCCAGCCAGUUAAAUCGACGCACAUUUAGCCCGAGAAUCUGCUGGCUUGAUCUAUUGCGAAAAACAUUGUUAAUCUGUCACAUUCAAAUACCACUUGUCAUUAAACACUGCAGAACAGACAACAAGUAACCAGACAUAUAUAUAUAUAUAUACAUAUAUAUCGAGAUAUAUAUCAUAUCAUAUCAGAUACGUUAACAAAACGCGCAAUAUAUACGGACAAUGUAGGCUAACAUAACUUGAGUAACUUGUGAUUCUAUUAAGUGUACGGUAUAGGUAACGCCACGUCGCACAUCUGCACAAGCCUAUCUGCACGAGUGUAAAUAAUGUAUUUUAUGUACCAAACAGAACGCGAUAACAUAUACAUGGUAAGGAUAGCAUUGGCAUUAGAGCAGACCUUCCAGUUAUCUCCAUCCACAGAUCGGGUAUUUAGUAGAGUGUGGCAAAACGAAGGCGUCGGUAUGUAAAACGGAGUAUGAAUACAACAUGCUAGAAGGGUACUAGUAGGUUACAUUCACUGAUUUAUUGUAGCAUACGGACAUACACGUGACGCGUGUGUGUGCAUGAGGCACAUAUAUGAGAGUAGAGUGCCAGUGUGUGAACAUACGAUUAAAUGACAAGCGAGGGCGAGUAGCAGGUUUUUUGUGCUGUCUGCCUAUUCACGACAUUGCCUAUUGACAAAUGCGGUCGUUUGAACACGAGAGUUUAUCCCCCUCGGCAUUAUUUUUCAUGGUAAAUUUCCGAAAUGAGCAGCUGCCAAAUUGUAUUAUACAUCUCAGCAGGCACGAAUCCACCAUCAUCUGUGAUUAACAUGUUGAUUCUAAUGCGUGCUGGUUUUCAUGUUAAAGAAGUCUUUGUUUGGCUAAUAUAGCUACGUAUUUUGUCUUUUCUGCUAUUAAAUUAAUUACAUCACAUCAGAAUUCACGCAUUCAGGUGCGUUUUAGUUUUACCUUUGAUCAUUCUAAUCAGUGUUGCAUUGAUUUUGCUCUUUAUCCCAAAGAUGUGAACGUGUAAGUAUUAUUUUUCAUUUUAUUUUAUAAGACAAUUUUGUGGAAACUGAAUGGAACAAGGUUAUUGCUAGACGAUUAAUCUCGUAUUUAACAUACAGCCGUGUCUGUCUUCAUCGUGUCUUACCUAUCCUUACAUGUUUGAAUCGCUGACUGGUAGGUGGUAGCACAGUUCCGCUGCUACAGCAAAUUAACAUCAUAUAGGAACUAUGCGGACAUGCUAUAUUAUCAACCUGUAUCGUUCCAGCCCCAGUUUCUAAAAAAAAACAGAGUUGCAAUUUUACGUUUUGAAGCGUUUGAGUAGCUAGGCUGAUAAUUAUUAUAAAUAGCUGAUAGACAUGCAGCUUAAUUGCACUAUAUUGACGUGUAUAAUUUUAUUUUUAUAACUUAUCAUCUGUAACUUAUUUAAUUAAGAUUUGUUUAGAACGCCAUUGCGGAGGGUAAAACUAUAGAAGCGGUAUCUAUUGUGGUGUGGCAUCACAGUUGCGGAUGAAACUAGAAGCAGUAUUUGUUGUGGUGUGACAUCACAGUUGAGGGUGAAACUAGAAGCGAUAUUUGUUGUGGUGUCACAUCACAGUUGAGUAUGAGACUGUAGAAGCGGUAUUUGUUGUGGCGUGACAUCACAGUUGAGGAUGAGACUAGAAGCGGUACGUAUUUGUUUUCGUGUGUGCCAUCGUCGCCACCAUUUAAAUUUUCUGUUCGUUUACGAGUGUAAUAAUAUAUUCGGUGCAAUUUAAACCAUAUAUGGGUUCAUGCUACAUUUUACUAGAUAUGACGCGGGUGAAUAGUUUUAAGGUUCAGUUUACUCGGUGGUUUCAAUAAACAAGAAUUAUAGAGUGGGUGAAAAACAGUAUAUAUUUUGCUGUAAAUAAAUAGCAUCAUGUUUGUGAUAGGUAAA